This is a messenger RNA of Lagopus muta (rock ptarmigan), 3617 nucleotides long. RefSeq names its product ESX homeobox 1 (gene ESX1). Gene Ontology annotation, biological process: regulation of transcription by RNA polymerase II. The annotation marks the transcript as partial. The transcript has 4 exons. The record is from RefSeq and is a predicted model, not a curated record. Lineage: Eukaryota; Metazoa; Chordata; Aves; Galliformes; Phasianidae. Gene Ontology annotation, molecular function: DNA-binding transcription factor activity, RNA polymerase II-specific; RNA polymerase II transcription regulatory region sequence-specific DNA binding.
GGCGAGGCGGCGGGGAGCGGCGAGGCGCCGGCGGCGCUGAAGAGGAAGCAGCGGCGGUACCGAACCACCUUCAGCACCUUCCAGCUGGAGGAGCUGGAGCGCGCCUUCCGCAAGUCGCACUACCCCGACGUGUUCACCAGGGAGGAGCUGGCUCUGCGCCUGGAGCUGACGGAGGCCCGCGUGCAGGUCUGGUUCCAAAAUAGAAGGGCAAAGUGGAGGAAACGUGAAAAAACUGAAAUUCUGGGGACUGUUCCAGGAAUCUCCUUAACGCACCCACUUGGACUGGUUUUGGACGUUCCGCUCAGCCAUUCCCCCAUCCUCGAUCACACGUGGAGGUCGAUGCCUUUCUCAACACUGGCUGUGCCAUCCAUGUCUCCGGCCUUUACUUCUUCAACCUUAGGGCCAUUUGGCCUCAGUAGCCUUACCUGGACUUCUCUCUUCAGAAAUCCCAUUUUAAAUCCGCACUUUGGAAGGUUUCUCAGUGCUUUAAAUCCUCUCAUGACAACAGCUUCAGUGCUCAUGAAAGCCCCCGGCCCCCCAUCAGACCCCGCUCUCACUGUCUUCGCUGAUCCAGCAGCAGUUGAAAGGAAAACAUCAAGCAUCGCAGCGCUGAGGCUCAAAGCGAAGGAACACUCAGCACAAAUCCCUCAAUUAAACCUCGUCUCAAAUACCAACAAAGAACUUUGUUAGGAGCUCUCCCGCAGGCUACAGCCACAGAAGGAAAUGCUUUCUCCAUCAAGCAGCGCCUGUUAGAGACGUUUAAAAAAGAAGGCAAACACACGCACCCAGCUGCACUCCCUCCACCUGUAAUGGACAAAAUGGAAUGGGCAACAAGGAAAUAACCUUGCUAAAAGUUGUUUUUCUUCAUCACAGUGUGAAAUCAUGCAGCAAGUUGACUUCUGUCAUCAUUUCUACCUACAAUUUCGGACAGUGCAGGAAAAAAAAAUCACAGGAACUGUCUCAUCUUUGUAACUCAGGCUGACAUGAAACUGAAGCUGUGAAAUCCCCGAAGUCACUGGAUGCUGGUUCAAGGAUUCAGAAUUCUUUGUAGGAAUAACUUCAGUCGUAGAAGUGAUUCUUAACUCGUUUCUCAGGAGGAACUCUUACAUACAGUACAUAAGAACUGGUACAUAGUAUGUUCUUGACUUUGAAACCAUGCUUCACGUUGAAGUGCAGACGCCAGUGAAAUCUCGCAUGUUAGGCUUAGCAGGAAGGAGCUGUCGAGUAUUUUCAACAUAGGCUUUUGAUUCAGAACCAGGUUUGUAUAAAGCAUAUCUUGUUUUAAACUUUAAAAACGUUUAUGUCCAGUGGCAGUGGUUAAUAAUUAAAAAAAUCCUUUGUGUAUGAAAACCGUCCUGUGAAAAUAGGCUGUUAACGUGCAGUAAAUGCUGUGUAGUUCUCUGUGUGCAUUUCUACAUAUCAGUAAAUAGCUAAUACUGUAAAUAUGAGUUUACUAAAUACUCUAGCAUGACUAGUGGCAGAUAUUAACAGACCACUAAGUUAACAGGUUACUUGUGCAUUCCCAUGUCUCAUGCCUUGAGUAGAUUGAGAAUUCAAGUGAAAACUAAACGUGAAAUGUUAAAUUCUUCCUCGAACUGAUUCUAGCAUAGGUAUAAACAGGAGCCCUACUGACCAGACAUCUGCAACUCAGCAAAAUCCUGAACUCAUUUUCUGGCCUCAGACAAGUCAUUUCAGAGUUUCCUGCUGAACCUCCCCAUCUGUGAAAUGGGACUGAGAACAGCAAUCCUAUCUCUUGGUCUGGUUCGUGUAAAGCAAAGAUAAGCAUCCUCAUUUUGCAGCUUACUUGCCUACCUCACAGGGCUGUUGUGAGGACUGAUUAAACCAUCAUGACAGUGCAAAUGGUAGUUAUGUAAGUGCUAAUUGUUGCUUAGCAAUCACAUCAGAAAGGCCAACAGCUGAGGACACCUGCAGGUUCCCUUGCCUACAUCUGCAGCAGCAGCCCUAGCAAGCUCCAUUUCUGUGGGUUGAUGGAACAGCAUGGAACACCUCCAUUGACACUGUCUGGUUCCUAAAAACCAUUCACAAAUGCUAAAUUCAGAGGAAAUAUUUUGUACUCCUCAGAACUUCUUUCUCACAGGUACUCUGGGACUACUCUUGAAGCUAUCAAAGAUGCUUUCUAGGCUGCAGUUUGAGUGCAGAGCUCCAGAUACCUAACUACUGCUGCUUUAUACUUCCCUGAGUUUGUCCUUCUCGCUCACAGACCUAAACACAGUUGGCUGCAUCAGGCAGAUCCAUUUUUCAUUUCCUCUGAACUACUAAUUGCUUUGAUCACCCUUGAGCUGUAAGCAACCACAAGUAUUUCUGGAUUCACAAAUCUCAUUGUGGUUCUCACUGGGAGAAGGCAGCGGUAUUUUACUGUUAGGAAAAGCAAGCUUUCUAUCCAGAGUACACUGCUGUUGCUCAGCCUUACGAGCAGGACUAAGCUUGGACAGUGACAUAACCACGACACUCACAAGUUUUGUUUUCUUUCACAACAGCCACUCACUUCUGCCAAACCACUCCCUUCGCCCAGGCUGCCAACUGGCAGCACAACACAGGACCCACUCGAGCAAUGGGUUUGCUCCACAUUAACCUUUCAGAUGGGUCAGUGGUUUGAAAACUCAUUACACAGUCCAUAUUUGUAUAUCUUUUUUCCUUGCCAGUGUCAUUCUUGCAACAUGACAGGACAGCAGACUGUGCCAUUAUUUCAUUUAAAGAAGCAGAACUGUCUUGCAUUCACUGUGAGCCAUUUGCAAUAAAAAUAAAACCUAGCUAUUUUUAUCAAAUUACAUUUCUAGACAAAUUCACUAGAAGGAGCACAUGAAAAAAAGCUGCUGAAGGCUGUCCUUUGCACUCAUCAGAAACUUUACCGUUGACUACAGGGCCAACAGUAUUUCACCUAAAAAAUAAUAAUAAUAAAUUCACAAGGUGAAAUUCCUGUAGUUUCAGCAGUUACGUUCUGAGGUAACUUAUCUAUCAAAGUUCUUCUAAUAGCUAUGGGCACAAAUGAUUUAAGAGACAGCAGUUUGCAUGCUUUCUUGCACUAAGCUCACAGCAGACUCAGACCUACCAUUACGUAGUUACAGCCACUUUUAGAAAUGCCACAGACCCCUCUCUGGAAACGAUGGGGUUGGAUAGCAGGGUUGGUUCCCCUGCCAGGCUGAUUUGAUGCUGUUCUUUACAGAUUCUUCCUAUAGGAAGGCACCCUUCCUCUAAGACACUCUCCUCUCCUACUGCAGCACUGCAUUCUUGAGCCGUUUGGGUGGAAGAUGGUGUCAGCAGGCAUUAGCAGAGAACACAGCUUGCCGAUGCUUCACUUGGGUUCAGUUUGAAACGCAGAGACAUUUUCUCUAACCCAAUCUCAUGUUUUCUGCCGCGAGUCCUUCCAAGAAAUUUCCAUUAUUUCACAUGAAUUGAAAAUCCAGCUGUGCAAGCUAAUGGUAUUAUGAAAACAAACAGGCAGGACAACAUUGAAAUCAUUCUAAGAAUCAAAGCGCACCUGUAUCCAAAAUUCAACAAGCGUUUCGUGUCGAUUACUGCUAUUUUGAACAAACUAUCUCACCAAGAGGAAGGAUUCCUUCUUCAGAAACAUCUCUCCAUUUUAAAUGUAAGUAAAA